Molecule: messenger RNA, 1384 nt
Organism: Penaeus monodon (black tiger shrimp)
Lineage: Eukaryota; Metazoa; Arthropoda; Malacostraca; Decapoda; Penaeidae
Product: retinoic acid receptor alpha-like
Biological process (GO): retinoic acid receptor signaling pathway; cell differentiation; hormone-mediated signaling pathway
Molecular function (GO): nuclear receptor activity; RNA polymerase II cis-regulatory region sequence-specific DNA binding; zinc ion binding
Source: RefSeq, a predicted model, not a curated record
AGACGUGGGUGUGGAAGGGCGCACGAGGGCGCAGCAGUUCGCCAUGAUGGUGCCGGGGAUCGGCAGCCUUCCCCCGGUCGACCAGCAGACGGUCCUUAACCAGGCUGUGCCAGAAGUUAUGAUCCUUAGGCUGGCUUCACGAUUCGUCCCCGAGCACAAGGGGUUCGCGGUUCCCGGAGGACUUCUGGUUCCACUGGCAGCGGUCGUAGAGGCGCUUGGGCGCUCGCUGGCUCAGAAAUUGGUUCGAUUGGCCACGUUUCUUCUAUACAUGAGCAUUGAUGAUACUGAGCUGUCGCUGUUGUGUGGCAUAGUGACCACCCUCCCCGACCGUCUCCCUGGCGACUCCGAUGCCCUGGAGGCUUUAGAGGAGCAGCACGACGCCCACCUCCGCGCCCUGCAGGAAUACGAACUGGACAAGCGGCGCUCGAAGCCAAACGCCCUCGCCAAGAUACUUCUGCGACUCCUUGACGUCCGGGCCAUCGCCUUGCGUGAGGCGGGCCGACUCAUCCUGACGUCACGUCCUGAGCAGUUAGCAGGAGCCGACGUUCCUGUUCAAGGCACUGGAUACAAUCCCAGUCUGGCUGAGUACCUACCGGAUGACCAUCCCCAGGAGGCUGCGUACCUCGAGGAACAGGUCGCGCACCCCCAUAGUUCUUACAUUCACCCGAAACUUGAGCCUAGUCAGAUGUACCAGGGUAUGCCCUUUGACCACCAGCACCAACAGAGUCGUCUUCAGCAUCAGCUUCAUCAUCAACAGCCCGCACGCGCCCAUGUCAUGAACCAUCAACAGCAACAUCAGCAUCACCACCACCACCACCAGCAUCACCAACAUCAGCAGCAGCAGCAGCAACAGCAGCAUCUGUAUUACAACAACACUCAACAAGAUCGCCAAACGCAACACCAAGUGAUACUGGAUCGCGAAGAGCAACAGCGCAUCAUGAAGGCCUUGCAUGAGCGUCAGCAUGGCCUGCAUAUGUUGCCGGGACGCCAGGAAGAAAACCUGGCACAGGAGUCGCGACAACAGCAGUGUCAGGACGAAGUGUUGACCCACGGGCGUCAACAACCGCAAGAAAUCCUUGAAGAAAACCAAGAUGAUUCUGAAGGUUGAUCAGUGAUCUCGCUUCUACGUCCGUCCAUGUUACUGGUUUUGAAAGUUUACUUAACUUAUUUACAUACUAUUGAUACUUGUUGGGUGUUCAUGUCAGGCGAGACGCUUUUUUCAGCUCACGGCCUCCGCAGUCCUAGUCACCUCAAAGCUGGGGGAGCUUAAGUACUUUGUUGUUAUAUUUCAGUUUUUCCUUUAUACUGCUGCCCUCGUAUUUUGUAUGUUCUGCAGUGUAAUAACUGAGGCGGAAACAUUUUAGAAUAGACCAAGUCAUUUUUA